UCCUACCUCUCAGUCCUACCUCUUAGUUCUAUCUCUCAGUUCUUCCUCCAAGUUCUACCUCUCAGUUCUACCUCCAAGUCCUACUUCUCGUUCCUACCUCUUAGUUCUACCUCUCAGUCCUACCUCCCAGUCGAACCUCUCAGUCGUACCUCCCAGUCCUUCCUUCCAGUUCUAACUCUCCUUCCUAAUUCUCCUUCCUACCUAUCCUUCCAACCUCCCAGACAUACCUCUAAGUCCUAUCUCCCAGUCCUACCUCUCAGUCUUACCUCCAAGUCCCACAUCUCAGUCCUACCUCCCAGCCCUACCUCUCAGUUCUACCUCCAGGUCCUACACGUGCACCUCUCAGUCCUACCUCUUAGUUCUAUCUCUCAGUUCUACCUCCGAGUCAUACCUCUCCGUCCUACCUCUCCGUCCUACCUCUCAGUCCUACUCCCCUCCCUACUCCUCAGUCCUACCUCCAAGUUCUACCUGUCAGUCCUACCUCCUAGUCCAACCUCACAGUCCUACCUCCAAGCAUACCUCUCAGUCCUAUCACCCGGUCCUACCACUCAGUCCUACCUCCCAGUCCUACCUCUCAUUCCUACCUACCAGUCCUACCUCUCAGUCCUACCUCUUAGUUCUAUCUCCCAGUUCUACCUCCAAGUUCUACCUCUCAUUCCUACCUCCGUGUCAUACCUCUCCGUCCUACCUACCAGUCCUACCUCUCAGUCCUACCUCUCAGUUCUACCUCCAAGUCCUACCUCUCAUUCCUACCUCCUUGUCAUACAUCUCCGUCCUAGCUACCAGUCCUACCUCUCAGUCCUACUCCCCUCCCUACUCCUCAGUCCUACCUCCAAAUCCUACCUCUGA
Mizuhopecten yessoensis (Yesso scallop) is the source of this 849-nucleotide messenger RNA. RefSeq names its product proline-rich protein 36-like. The record is from RefSeq and is a predicted model, not a curated record. The annotation marks the transcript as partial. The transcript has 2 exons. NCBI's taxonomy places the organism in Eukaryota, Metazoa, Mollusca, Bivalvia, Pectinida, Pectinidae.